Pelodiscus sinensis (Chinese soft-shelled turtle) is the source of this 2442-nucleotide messenger RNA. The record is from RefSeq and is a predicted model, not a curated record. NCBI's taxonomy places the organism in Eukaryota, Metazoa, Chordata, Testudines, Trionychidae.
GGAAAAGAUAAAGCAUUGAAGUUCAGGUCAGAUCCAAAGUAACUCAUUUCAUUUAAGGCUAAGCUGCAGUUAUUUACUGUAAUUCUGAAGCAAGCACUCUGAUAAAAAUACAGAUGCUUCAGAAACUUGUUUGUUCGCCCCCUGUUCUGUCAACCAACUCCUCAAGAAGGGAAUCACCUAUUAUUUCGCUACCCAAGCAUAACCAAAUUUUGAACUAAUGAUUCUUCUCCACAUGGCCUUCCUCCUGGUGUCAGCUUAUCUUUUGCUGACUCACACUCAGGGUGCUCCUGUAGAGAAUGGGGCCCUGCUGGAGACUCUGAAGUCACAAAUAGGAUUUUUCAGUAAUAAAAGUGAACACUAUUCUUCACAGGUGAGACCUCCUGGCACAAACCGACGAAUACCUCAGACAAUCAUUAUUGGAGUUCGUAAAGGAGGAACCAGGGCCUUAUUGGAAAUGUUGGAUAUUCAUCCUAAUAUUGUGGUAGCAACCACAGAAGUCCACUUCUUUGAUUGGGAUGAGAAUUAUGUUAAAGGAAUAGACUGGUAUAGGAGUUUGAUGCCGUUUUCUUAUGAAAAUCAAAUUACUAUUGAGAAAACACCAGGCUAUUUUACCUCACCACAGGCUCCAGAAAGAAUUCAUGACAUGAAUAGCUCUAUUAAACUGCUGCUCAUUCUCAGAGACCCCACUGAGAGAGUAAUAUCUGAUUAUACCCAAGUAUAUUACAACAGACUAGAAAGCCACAAGCGUGUUCAGCCCUUUGAAGAAAUUGUUAUUAAAAAUGGAGCACUUAAUACCAAAUACAAGGCUAUUCAGAGAAGUCUUUAUGAUAUCCAUAUGGAAAAGUGGCUUAAGCACUUCAACUUAGAUCAGAUUCACAUAGUGGAUGGCGAUACUUUAAUCAAGGACCCUCUUCCUGAGUUACAAAAAGUGGAAAUGUUUCUUAAUCUUCCUUCCAGAAUUGUUUCUUCUAAUUUUUAUUUUAACCAAACCAAGGGGUUCUAUUGCAUUCGAAGUGAUGGAAGAGAGAGAUGCUUACAUGAAUCCAAAGGGCGCCCCCACCCUGUUGUCAACAACACUGUUUUAGAGCAACUUUAUUCCUUCUUCAGAGAGCACAAUGCAAAAUUUUACAGAAUGGUUAAUCAUUCAUUUGACUGGCAUUAAUACAUUUGGAAUAAACAUUUCUUAAAAUGUCCUGAAAUAAAUUAUUUUCAAAGUUACCUUUAUAAACUCUCUGGGGUUGCUCAGACUGAAAACUCAAGAAGUGGUUAUUUUGGAAACAAUUUGUCUAUUUGCAGCACUGGUGCCCUUUAAACAUGGGAGAAAUAAGUUGGAUUAUACUUGUGUACAACUAUUCUGGGCCAGAAUUAGACCUUCGUUUUACUGCUGCAAAUCCAUUACUUUCAAUGGAGUGACUUUAGAUUUACAUAUGUAUGAUUAGCAUUUGAGUCCCUUUGGGAAAAUGACUGCUUUCAGUAGUGUACAAAAUACAAAUAGUUGAAGUUGUAUCAUUCUAACUGUUCUGUCAUUUUUGUUGGUAGUAUUUUUUUAUAUCGUGCCAAAAUAAUGGCAUUGAUUUCUAGAACUUUCAUACAGUACUAUAAUGACAUGUGUUAAUACUGGGGAUUCCGAAAGUGCUUCCUUAAUUUAAAAUCUGUUGAAGUAGCUAUUUAUUGUAAAGUACUUCCUACUUAAAUAACUAACAUAUAAUAAAGGGGCUCCAGUCCAACUAUGGUUUUGAAUACCUACCAGCUGUGUUGAAGCUCCUUUUUAUAUAGGAUGUUAAUAUUAAACCACUCACUCAUUCAUUACUUGGAUGCAAUAUCUUCAAACUACUGAAGAAAAUUAACAAUUUGAGGAACUUACUAUUUUGGGGUUCAGGAAGCAAAUAGAUGAGGAUCCAAAACAUCCUUGGUUUAUAUAAUAUCGAUCUGCAUAAUAAAUACAUCUGUAAACAAAUUUCUUAUUAGAUGGUGACAAUUGUACAACUGUUCAUACUUUUAAAGAGAAAACAAUUUUUCAUUAAUACUAUCUUGUUUGUAUUUCUGUGGCUAAUUGUUCUAUUGCUCUUUUAGAUUUAGUUUACGUAUCUAAUUUGACAUAUUCUUUACUGAAAAAAUAUUAAUUGCCUGCUCUCCAAAGCAUGGAAUAACUUUUUCUUUGUAGUUCCUAUUUGCAGAUCAUGAGAUGUACUCAGAGUUGAAAGUAAUUUCAUGUAAUAAGUAUAUAUUAUGGUAUAGCACUCACAAGGUAUCAAAUUCAAGAUAUCAAUUAUGAUUUACUCAGAUUUCUAUAAAGUCUAUAUUCAUGAAUAAGGAAUUGUUUGUUCAUUAUCAUUUCAACAGCAUUAUGCUGGUCUCUUUUUAGGUUCCAGCUCUUCUCAUGUGUAUCAAUAUUGAAAAAAGAAAAUUUAGUCUAAUCAUUCUGGCAGGAGCUAUUUUGCC